Messenger RNA from Indicator indicator, 2813 nucleotides. RefSeq names its product scaffold protein involved in DNA repair (gene SPIDR). The transcript is spliced from 20 exons. Gene Ontology annotation, cellular component: nucleoplasm; nuclear chromosome. Bases 18 to 2813 code for a protein of 931 amino acids. Gene Ontology annotation, biological process: regulation of establishment of protein localization to chromosome; double-strand break repair via homologous recombination. The record is from RefSeq and is a predicted model, not a curated record. Lineage: Eukaryota; Metazoa; Chordata; Aves; Piciformes; Indicatoridae.
UGCCUCGUCAAGGGGCGAUGCCCAGUAGGAAGCGGAAGCGAUUUUGGAAUGCAGAAAGCACUCCCUUCCCAGAUGAGACACCCCUACAGCUGAAAAAAUCAAGUGUCAGGACAUCAGUGGCUUCUACUUCGAUUUCCAAUGCGUGGCAAAGGUGUGGGGAUGGUUUUCAGAGCACACCAGUGCUGGAGUCCCUGAGGCCUGCAGAUAAGAAAUCCAGGAUUAAGAAGCAUCUUGGACCACUCUUAACAUCUACUGAAAGAGCAGCAGGAUCUGCUGCUGCUGCAAGCUCUAAGGAAGCUGAGGACAUUGUAUGGACCUCUAGUGGCAGUGAUUUUUCAGAUGAUGGAAGUAAAACCUUGUUGCACAGCAAAGAAAUCCCUGCUUCCAAACUAGAGGAAUCACCCAGCAGACAUGAUUUAUUGUUAGAGGACAGUAGUAGUGAAGAUGAAUUGGAGUUCAUUGAUUGGGAGAAGGAUAGCGAUUCCACUGAGAGGCAUGAUGGAUCAGUGAAAGAUGACAGCACACUGGAGAUAUCAGAUUCAGACUCCUGCACAAAUCUUAAUUCCCUGCCUCUCAAAGAGGAGAAAGAUGAGCUUUGUAUGGCACCUUCGACAGACAUUUCUGAGUAUUCAUCUGAUAAUGACAGCGUGGAAGGAGGAGACAUGAGCCUGGUCACCACAGCAGAGAGAUUCCAGUGGAGGUCAGGAGUGGACACAGAGGGUGAUGGAGCAAGACCAGCCAGUGAGUGGCUGAGGUCAGCACAGACCCUGCUCUGCACCCCCAGCAAGCAGCCAGGCAGGGCCCCCCGAGCCCCCACUGAGUCUGCCAAGAAGAGGAAGCUACUGAGGGGUGGGCUGGCUGAGAGGUUGUGUCGACUGCAGAACAGAGAAAGGUCUGCCAUUAGCUUUUGGAGGCAUCAGUGUAUUUCAGAUGAUAAAAUCCCCUCAGAUAAAUCUGGUGUCUUAAUUGUGAGGAUCUUAGAAAUAUUUGAAGAAUGUACAAUACAAGUUGCCAUCUGCCAGCAGCUGGAAGAGUCCCCUGCUACGCUUUCACCCAAGCAUGCUGUUGUCAAUGAGAGAGAGCCAAUACUCAAAGUCCUCUUUGCGAGAGAGACAGCAGCUCACCUGAAGAGCAGGCCUCAGGAUGUCAUCCACAUCUACCCUCCAUGGCAAAAACUGCUUCUCAAGAAGGCAGCUGUUCCUGUUAUCAUGAAUACAUAUUUCAGUCAGAAAGUGCUACCCAGUGACCAUUCAGAAACAAGAGAGAGCACACAUGGUCUGAGGAAGAUGCUCAUUAAGAAGAAUAUUAUAUCUUUGGCACUGACUUUCAGACUAGAUGAUGAUGAGCUACCCCAGCAGUCUUCAGCUCAUCAGGUUGCUUGUGGCCCACAAACGCCUGACAACUGUGAUUCAAAACAGCAUCUCUCAGCUGUGAAUGAUUCUCUGCUUGAAAUGGUGGAAAGCCAGGGAGCAGUGGGAUGGAGAGGAGCACAGGUACGAGUCGUUAUCCAAAGGGUGUACUGUUUGCCUGCAAGAGAAGGUUGCAGAAGCCAGGUUCAAGGAAACAAGCCUCUUUGUGCAACACCCAUCGUAAAUUCAGAUCCACCAAUUGUUAGGUUGUGCCUCCUUGUCCAGGAUGCCUAUGGCAUGUUCAGUGAAGUGCAGUUGCAGGCCCUGAGUUCUGCAGAUGACAUUGAGCAGUACAGCAGGAGAUGGGAAGGAAAAUUCUGCUGCUUAGCUGGAAUGAAAAUUUUGCAAAGAACUACAAGAGGAAGGGCAUUAGGACUUUUUAGUCUGAUUGACAGUCUGUGGCCUCCAGUAGUGCCUGUAAAAGUUCCUGGACAAAGUCAAGACUCUGAAAUGAUGACAACCAAUCUUCCUCCUCCCAGCUUCUGUUAUAUCCUUACUGCUCAGUCUGGUGAAAUGCAUGUGGAAGUGGAUGAGGAAGAACAGAUUUCUAAUUUGUACCAGCCACCAGCUGUUUGUGGUCUAAAAGACAUUCUUCAGAUCCGUGGUUGUAAUGAAUGUUGGAGCUUUUGGGCACGAGUGCUGUACCUCAAGCUGCAGACAAAACUCAGUGUUCCUGUAAACCAAAGAGAGAUGUGGUUGUUUGUGACUGACUGCACAUUGCAAGAUACAGUCCAUGGCACCCCAAAAGUUGUUGCUGUGUCAGUUGCUGCAUCCUGUGUUCUCAGGGCAGGAAUCACAGAAGCCCUGGGUGCUGCCUCACGAUUCAUCUUCUUCAAGGAUGCACUGUGGGGAAAUGGUAGGAUUAUUUGUGUUGAACGUACUGUUCUCCUGUUACAAAAGCCUCUUUUGUGCUCGGCUGCUGGUGCUGACCUCAGUGAGCUGCCUGGCCCUGUCAGACUCGAUGAGCUGGAUUCUACAACACAGGCUAACUCCAUUUGUGCUCUAAGAGGUACUGUUGUUGGAGUUAAUGAGAGCACUGCUUUCUCCUGGCCUACCUGUGACAGAUGUGGCAAUGGAAAGUUGGAAUUGUGUCCCCAGGACAGAAGACUGAUAUAUUGCAAUCAGUGCUCUGAAGUUGUCACUUCUCCAGUCAUGAAAAUGCAGCUGGAAGUCUUCUUGAGAUGUCCGUCUCGACCUCAAAGUACAGUAAAAGUAAAGCUGUUGCAAAAGACAAUCUCUUCCCUCCUGAUGUCCUCUGCCAGUGAGGAUGGGAGCUAUGAGGUGCAGAGCGUGCUGGGAAAGGAGGUGGGGUUAUUGAACUGCUACGUCCACUCUGCCACCAGCCACCCCAACUGCGUUGCACUGGAGGAAAUUGUUCUUCUGGAAGCAGCAGGAAGACAGUGA